This is a messenger RNA of Paramormyrops kingsleyae, 5043 nucleotides long. Its product is annotated as sorbin and SH3 domain-containing protein 1-like. Gene Ontology annotation, cellular component: plasma membrane. The record is from RefSeq and is a predicted model, not a curated record. Gene Ontology annotation, molecular function: protein binding. NCBI's taxonomy places the organism in Eukaryota, Metazoa, Chordata, Actinopteri, Osteoglossiformes, Mormyridae.
AUCUGAAAAUAGCUCAAACCACACUAAUACUCCAGCAAGAGCCCUACUUUCCAUCUUGCCUUUUGCCUCCUGAAAGUGGAAUCAGACUUGGAUUAAACCUCGAGAGGAACCCCAAAGCAUGUAAAGGAAAAAGGGGGAAUGUUCGGGUUUUAGGAACAAAUGCUGCUUUCUUCAAAUACGUGGGGCUUGAGAGACACUUCAUGGCUGCUCACUGCAAGACAAACCACAUUUUUGCUUCCAGCUGGGAGGGAGCAAAAACUUGGACCGUCCUUGGGGUCCCAAAGGACCAGGUUGACCAAACACUGGAUUGGACCCUCUUCACCUUGCCAAGAUGUGUGGAAGCCCCACAGCUUUAGUGACGGGCGACCGAACGGGGAGAGAAACAGCUGCUCACUUCCUGUUGGAGGCCCCCAAAGCGUCAGUCCCCGCCUUCCAGACCGGAGGUCUCCAGCCCUGGGCCAAAUGACUGUGAAUGGAACCAAAGGUGAUGCUAACACACGACCAGGUCAUUUGCAGAGGUCCUUCUCCCCUGUUGGUCGCAUCCCCUCUCCACCUGUUUUCAGCCAGCAGAUGACUGCCCUUCAGAAAACCAGACCAACAGCUGUAGAAACCCAGAAGUCCAACUCUCCAGACAAUGGAAAAGGGAGAGCCACCAGUACGGGUACCAUGGAUGAAGAUGAAGUUCCCACCACGGCCAGAAUGGAGAGACCAUCGCAACCACCUCCAUUAACUGCUACUACUGCAGACAAACCGAAGCACUGGUAUAAAACCAUGUUCCAGGACAGUCACAAGCCUGAAAGUCAAGAUGUCCCACCCAGCCUGGCUGAGUCCCGUCUCACACCUGAAAGCAAAGCUUGCUGGUCACAGUCUAAAAACAAGUCAGACACCACGGCUGCCUCGGGCGUGCGUUCGCCAUCUGUGACACCUCAGAAGAAGGAAGGGGGCGGCGCUCGAGCCACAUCUGAACCUAAGAAAUGGAGACCUCCGGACAAGAAGGUGGACACUUGGAAAUAUACUGCUGAACCUAGUAGUGUGAACCAGAGAGAACCAGAGAAGUCCUCACCUUUAGAGCAGGAGGAACCUGCACACGACACACGUACAGAUGACACAGAUCUGGAAGACGAACCCUGGGUUAAAUUCUUUUCAGAACUGGAAUUUGGACGCCCGCCUCCUAAAAAACAUUUGGAUUACAGCUCAGAAAAUCCUCCCCAGGGCCUCUCAGAGAAUUCCCGCUAUCAAUCCCCAGUAAACAGGAUUCCAGACAGGCCAUCCAGUUCUCUCCAAGCCUACACUGCAAGCUCAGCUGGUCACUUCUGGCAACGGCGAAAUUCAGAGCCUAUCAUCGGUCCGCAGCGGUUGCUGGAUGAGCAGAGUUCUUGGAGGCCCACGGAUCCUCUUGAAAACGGCAGCGUGCUGAGGAAGCCAUCAGCUGAGCCCUUGACCCCCUCGCUGUCCAGAAUGAAGGAGAAGGACACCUUCAGGACACCUACAGUGGGACAGAGCAGGGGGCGAACGGCUGAAAAAGAUCAGAGAAAGCCUGCCAGAGCACUGUAUGACUUCAAAGCACAAACAGCUAAGGAGCUGGCGUUUAAGAAGGGGGACGUUCUGUACAUCAGCAGAAAAAUUGACAGCAACUGGUACGAGGGAGAGCACCAUGGACAGCUGGGAAUCUUCCCUGUAUCCUAUGUGGAGAUAGUCCUGGUGAGAGAGAAAAAUCAGUCUGCUAGGGCCCCCAGUCUAGCUGAAGUACCAGACCUGGGGGAGGCGGUGGCUCGCUAUAACUUCACUGCUGAGACCAAUGUGGAGCUGCCAUUGAGAAAGGGGGAGAGGGUUAUCCUGCUGAGGUGUGUGGAUCAGAACUGGUUUGAAGGAAAGAUUGCAGAGACAGACAGGAAGGGCAUCUUUCCUGUGUCUUAUGUCAAUGUCAUCAAGAAGCCCCCCACCAAAAGGCCGGGACAGUAUGCAGAGCCCUCCUUAAUCCAGAGCUGCCCCAGUGAAGGGACAUCCACUCUGCGGUCCAUCAAGGAAAGGAGAGAGUUCCUGGAAAAGUCCGGUACCCGCCCUCGCCUGAACACCCCAUCCCCUACCUCGAGGCACAGGUCCUUGCAGUCAUCUAGCCCAACUAUCACUAACAGCAGCAACUGGAUGUCGCUCACCCCUGGCCUUUCCCCUUCCAGCACACCGGCACCCACCCCUCCCCCUUUCCCCACAAACUUUCUGCCAAAUGCAACCCUUGAUUCCCUUGAAAGCCUAACACCAUCAAACGAUCUUCCUGCUCUUAGGGAAGGUCACUUCAUCCCCAUCAAGUCAGCAAAGGCCUUCCGCUGCUCUCCUGAGCUUCAGUCUUCUCCGAUCCAGGCCAUGUCCUCCUACGCAUCUUCCCCAGCCUCUCCCAUGUUCGACUGCGACUACAAAUAUAGCAGUGGAGAUGUGUCCUUGCGCAAAUCUGUGGAAAACCUGCCCAGCGCCUUCCCAGAAGGAACCGAGAUGAUUUCUACAGAACCAUCUACUAUGUUCAGCCCGAGCAUUUCAAGUGAUCUGGUGGCCAGUGCAUUAACUGAGGUGCUGCCUUUCUAUAAAGCCAUAGAGGAAGAUGUUUGCGAAGAGCUCGUGUCAUUCAUCCAAGAGGCCCAGUCAAGGAAGGAAUUUACAGAAAAAAACAAGUUCCACACGCAGGCAUCAGAUAUAACAGAGGAGCUCCCCAAAUUAUAUAUCGAGGAGGAUCCAUGUGAGAACACUGGAAACACCAAACUCGUUGACAGCAAAGGUUCAAAACAAGAGCAGGUGAACGCCUCCUUGAGUAGCCCAGUGGACCUUCCUGCCUUCCUACAUCCCACUGAGGCCAAAAUGUCACCCUCCUCUCCCUGUUCUACUCCUCCACUACCGGGCACCUCACAUCUCUGCCCCAUUCCAAACAAAUACCCCCCCCGCCCAGAGUGUAGGUCCCCAAAAACAAAGCCUGCCUUAAAGCGAGAUGUCAUUGUGAUUGGUAAACCUCCUCGCAGUCCUUUAAUGUCUAGAAGGUUCUGUGGGUCACCUAUUAGAGGUUCAUCAUCUCAUAGGCCACAGCGGGCUGCCUUCGGGCCUGAUUCACUGCAGAGUGGAGGGGAACCGUUUCAAGCGCUGUAUAACUACACGCCUCACAACGAAGACGAGCUGGAGCUCACGGAAGGAGAUGUUGUAGAUGUCAUGGAAAAAUGUGAUGAUGGCUGGUUUGUAGGCAUCUCCAGGAGGAGCAAGCUCUUUGGAACCUUCCCAGGAAAUUAUGUCAAGCGGCUUUAAAGUUAAUCAUAUAUGGAUAUUAAAUGAAUUCAUGUUUUAAUGGCUUGGCCAUGUUUUGGAUUACAUUAUUUGUACAGGAUUAAAGAGCAAAAACAUAUUUUUGUUUUAAAUGAAAGUUUACUUUUAUGCAGACAGCCUUUUCAUAAAAAACGAUUCCAGUGAUAGGCUUGUUUUCAUUUUAGCAUGUCUCACAUGCAUGCUUGUUAGUGCUCUAAUAUGUUAUUUGGGAAAUAUUUUGUCUAAUUUAAUUGCAGUAUCUCAGUGUGCAGUGGAUUCAAAGCAUGAAUUGAAAAUUUUGUUACAGUAUGACAUGAUUAUUUUUAAUGCGUAAUAAAUUAUCUAUGUUCGUUUAAAUAUUGCUUUUUCGGAUAACUCUUUAACUGAAUUUGUGAAUGCAGAGCAGGAAUUUUCAGGCUAUCUGCUACAUAAAGAGAAGGUUGCUUUUCCUUAAGUUGAUAGAUUUAGAAGGAUGAAUCUGAGGUCAGUUAUAUGCCAAGCUCUCCUAUGACAUCUCCUCUGCUUUUCUGUCCGUGGCGAUCAUCUUCCCGUAUUGAUUGGGUGCCAGUGUAGUUAAAAGCAACCAUUAAUUAGACAUGCCACCGUAGUCUGCAGGCCAACAGGGUCAUCAGACUGUCCUAGACAGUAAAGUAGCCAUCAGGAGAACAGCCCCACCUGCUGGUCUGGAAUUGCCACGACAGCCUGAAGUAGAAGCAUAACUUCAGUGUCUUGGUGGGUCUCCAGUUUAAAGCAAAUGAGGUGACUGCCAGGCAUAAAAUAUCGAGAGCAUGAUUUUUUGUUGUUUUUUCUCCUUAUUAGACUUCACAACACAAGAGGAUUUCAAGCAUUCUUAAUGGACUGCAUGGUGAUAUGUGUAAGAUGUAACAAAUGCAUUAGAAAAUACUAUAAUAAAAUGUUACACACUGCGAAUAUAAAAGUUUUUGUGAAAUGCAGCAUGUGUCAUAGAAUCACCAUGGUAGACCACUUUGAUCCACCAGGAGUAUGAGCAGUCAGUAAUUAAAUGGUCAAGGUCAACCAUGUGAACUACUUUCACUUUAUUGCUUAAGCUGGUACAAAAUAUUAUUUUAUAUCACUAACCUGUAUGUUAAAUUCCUGAUGGGAAUGGGCUGGGAACUUGAAAGAUUUUAGUAAACAUCUUAUUUUUGUAUUUGACUGUCGGGUUUAAUUAAGACUGAUAUUUAAUAUUUUAUAUGCUAGGUUCCAAUGGUUUGUUUUACAUGUGUAUAACUGUCAGAUUAAUAAUAUAGCUAUGAGGAAACAGGCAUCCAUCUUAAUUACGCACAACAUUUCAGCUUUUAAAUUUCCUUUAAAAUGUCAUUUGGAUUUGUUUUAUGCUGCUGGAUGGAGGUUCUCAUUGGGUGAACUGGCUCACUGAAACCUAUAGUUAGGAAAUAAUGCUUAGUAUUAUGUGUGACUUUGUCUUAUAUAUAAUAUUUGAGAGUAUAAAUUCCAUUGAUUUAUGUCUCCUUUGCGUCAUCUUUGUUUCCAGGGCAGAAAAAGUACAGAAUUUUUUUUGUGAAAAAUAAUCAUGAACAUUUCAUAAGCACUCAUGAACUGUUUCCACCUGAGGAUAAAGAAACUGGUCAGUGACAUCACUGUCAUCUAACAAAUAAACACAUCUUUAUUUUAUUUCAGUAUGAGGGUUUAAGAUGUUUUAUUGUUAUGUGUAUAUAGUGCAAUGAAAUUCUUAUUUGCAUGUUUCCUGCAGACCAUGCGGCUAGAUAAUAAAGAAAAGAAACAGAA